Messenger RNA from Dentiscutata erythropus, 981 nucleotides. NCBI's taxonomy places the organism in Eukaryota, Fungi, Glomeromycota, Glomeromycetes, Diversisporales, Gigasporaceae. The record is from the annotation of a GenBank genome assembly.
AUGUCAACUCUUAAAAUUAUUUCACAUAAUUUCCCGGCUUCUUUAGAUCGUAAAGCACCAGGAAAAGGUGGUAAUCUCCGAAUCGUUGCAAAUUCAUAUGUGACAACAGGCAAUGACACAAAAAACAACGAUGGUAAAAUAUCUCUUAUAUUUGCACAUGCUACCGGAUUUCAUAAAGAAUUAUGGAAUCCUAUCAUAAAUAUGUUGCAUGAACGAAGACAUCGAUGGAACGGUGGAGAUAUGUGGGCUUUGGAUUGUUCGAAUCAUGGAGAUUGUGCAGUGUUAAAUAAAGAUAUUUUACCUGAUAAAUUUCUAUGGUCCGAUUUUGCUCGAGAUAUCCUUCAACUUAUCGAUGAGGCGAAGAUUCAAAAACCAAUUAUUGGUGUAGGGCAUUCACUCGGUGGAGCUUCCAUGUUAAUGGCAGAAAAUUUUCGGCCUGGUACUUUUUCUAGUAUUUUGGUCAUUGAGCCUAUACUUAGGCCUGUUUUCCUUGAAUUUUGGGACCUUGAAUAUACAACCGUUACAAAAAGAAGAGACAUAUGGCCAGACAGAGAAACAGCGCAUAAUAAUUUUAGUAUGAAUAAAUUUUUUCAAAGUUGGGACCCUGAAAUGCUUAAUCUCUAUGUUCAAUAUGGAUUAUAUGAAUUGCCAUCCGGUGAAGUUACCUUAAAAUGCCCUAAAACUCAAGAGUUUCAUACAUUUUUUUACGAUAGGAGUUUACAAGUCACUACAUUUCAUCAAAUGUCGAAAAUUCAAUGCCCCAUUCUAUUUGUUGUUGGUGAUUCUUCGAAUUUCGAUUUUAAAGACCUGUCUCUUCAUAAAGCAUCACAAUGUCAACAUAGUGAGCUUAUAUCUGUAGAUGCUGGCCAUUUGGUGCCAAUGGAAAAACCUGCGCAAGUUGCUUACAUUAUUGAAUAUUUCGCGCGCAAAUUUUUGAGAGAUAAUGAUUUAUUACAAAAAAAUCAACCUGAAGACAACAAU